Messenger RNA from Fusarium tjaetaba, 2397 nucleotides. RefSeq lists its product as uncharacterized. NCBI's taxonomy places the organism in Eukaryota, Fungi, Ascomycota, Sordariomycetes, Hypocreales, Nectriaceae. The record is from RefSeq and is a predicted model, not a curated record. The transcript is spliced from 3 exons. Bases 1 to 2397 code for a protein of 798 amino acids.
AUGGAGCAUCGUUCGCUGCACCAUCACUCUCCCUCGAUACGCCGUUAUCUCAACGAAACAGACUUCAACCUCUACGCCCGAAUUCUUGCUGCCAAAGAAACAGAGCGAGAGAAGUUUUACGUUGAUUCCCACAAAGAACAGCUCCGCAACGUUCGGCACAACGUCUCCCGCCGUGAGCUAAGCGAAGCCAACCAGUAUCCCUUCCUCUGCGUCUUCCACUUCGCCGGCUGCGACCACAAGUUCACGAACAAAAGAGACUGGAAAGAUCAUGUCGUUUGCCAACACCUGAGACUAGAUCGGGUGUUUUGGGAGUGUGCUGAAGGCCCUUGCGAGGAUCUCGUGGAUGCCCUGAAGCAAUGCGCGUCGCUGAAUGCUACCGACCAAGUUGAGUUAUCCAGCCCUGGGGGACAUUUUGCGAAUAGCCACGAUUUCCGAACCCAUCUUCUCCGACACCAUCGGCCGACCAAGACCCACGACACUGACAAAGAUAUUAAGUGGGUGCUCGAUAAAGAGGUGCAGUGGCUUGUGGACCGCCAAGAUUCGUCGAUGCGUAUGAAGUGUGGAUUGCCUCAAAGACUAGGCUGCCCCAUGCCCCAAUGCGCAUCAGUACGGUUCACCGGCCCUACAGCUUGGGAUCAACGAUUGAACCAUGCUGCUGAGCAUUUUCUUACCAAUCCACAAUGUCCAGACGCAUUUGGCGGAGAGAGGGAUAAUGAGCUUUUGUAUUGGGCAACCUGCAAUGCGGUCAGCAUUCUUGAAGAGACGCCAAAUGCUUGCCUUCAACAACAUGAUUGCAAUAAGUCGGUCGCCGACAGUGGCUAUAGCAGCAUGCCUGGUAUGCCCCGGCAUCCGACCAUGUCACAGCAGGGCGAUUCGGCACCAGCGGUACCUCGUAAGAUACCAGAGUGGAAGAGCAAUGCCACAUUCUACGACCCUGGCACGGAGGAACUAUACUACUGUAGAGCCUCUGUUGGUCUUGGAGCCUGGGCUCAAGAUAAUGGAUAUCCGGCGACUCUGUUUGAAGAAGAGACAAUUCCCUCUUCCGCAUAUCAAUCUUUUAAAGAAAUGUUCUCACAUAGCGAGUCCAUAGGGGACUAUCAUACCCUCGAUACCUCUCAAGACUCGGGAUCUGGUGACGAGUCUGAUGAAACGCCCCAUCACAACCCAGAGGCUGCUGUUGUUAUGCAGUGGUUCCACGGAUGGCUUCAACAAUGGCUAGCACCGUUGACACAAGAGAGGCCAAACGGGAUUGGGGGUCGUCCAAGCACUGCUUCUCAAAGUCAGAACUCAACUUCUACCUCCGGCUCCGGUACACAGAAGAAGAAGGGGACUUCGCGACCUCGCCGUCUUCCCAAGCGUAAGCGCGCUAGCGACGAUGACGACGAGGGCAAUGAGGAGAGCUCCAAAUCCCAACGGAUCGAUGGAGAUACGGAAGUACGAAUGUUUGCCUGUCCAUACUUCAAGCGCAAUCCCCGCAAAUACGGGCAACCCAAGUGGAAGAGUUGUGCACAUCCUGGCUAUCGGGACAUCCAUCGUGUAAAAGAACACAUGUAUCGUAGGCACUCCUUGCCCGAGUACCAGUGUCGGCGCUGCCGCGUUGAUCUCAAGACCUCCGACGCCCUAGAAGCGCACCUGCAGCAGCAGCGGGCUUGCACUCCCAGCAUCGGCGCCCAAGAUGGACUAAGCCAAGACCAGGUGAAGAGGAUGAGGAGCAAAAAGGGUACAGGGAAGAACAAAGAUGAGGUAGAGAGGUGGAACGACGUUUACGCCAUCGCAUUUCCGCACGACCAGGACACGCCCAGCCCUUAUCUUUACGAUACUGAUGACGAUAGGAAUGCUAGAGAGCUCGAUUUCCGUCAUGAGUAUAGCCGUUUUUUAACGAGAGAGCUCCCGCUCCUCGUGGAAGGAUAUCUGAACACCGUUGGAUGUCCGUUGCCAGAGACCAUCCAAGAUGAUAUUGAGCAAUUAGUCAAGCGACUAGUACCUCAGUCUCAAAGUUCAUUUUUAGAAGAGAUGGGGUUGACGAGGGAUAACAACGAGCAGCCAGACAAUGCAUCAGCGACAAAUGAUGGAGCGGGCUUCGUUGAGUCUACGACAACGAGACUUACCUCUGAAGACUCGGCGACGAUGGUACAACAAAACAGCACCUAUGGAUAUCCGACAAAGUUGCAGAAGGGAAGCACAUCACAGGAGGCUAUAUCCAUGUUUCCGACAAGCGACGAUCCUAAAGGAUUGACGACGAUGCCUCAAGUUGGAUACGACACUGCAGACUCGACGAUGUUUCAGGAUGGAAAUUUCUCUGGACAGGGCAUGAUGUUGCCAGCAUACUGUCCGCCAACAAAUCAGGAUUGGCAAACAGUUUAUUCACUGCUUGGCUAUAACCCGUUUGGAGUUUAA